This is a messenger RNA of Camelina sativa (false flax), 1016 nucleotides long. The record is from RefSeq and is a predicted model, not a curated record. NCBI's taxonomy places the organism in Eukaryota, Viridiplantae, Streptophyta, Magnoliopsida, Brassicales, Brassicaceae.
GACCUCGUUGUGGUAGACGACAUAGAGAAGCUCUGGCAUGUGGAGAUGGAAGGUAAAGUCGUGGCAGCUCCCGAGUACUGCCACGCAAACUUCACCUACUAUUUCACAAAAGCAUUCUGGUCAGACCCGGUGCUUGUGAAAGUACUCGAAGGGAAACGCCCGUGUUACUUCAACACAGGGGUGAUGGUAGUUGACGUAAACAAAUGGAGGAAAGGAUCAUACACACAGAAGGUGGAAGAGUGGAUGACGAUUCAGAAGCAAAAGAGAAUAUACCAUUUGGGAUCACUGCCUCCGUUUCUGCUCAUUUUCGCGGGUGAUAUAAAAGCGGUUAACCAUAGGUGGAACCAGCACGGUCUCGGAGGGGAUAAUUUCGAAGGAAGAUGUAGAACGUUGCAUCCUGGUCCGAUAAGUCUUCUUCAUUGGAGCGGGAAAGGAAAGCCAUGGCUGAGACUAGAUUCAAGAAAGCCUUGCAUCGUUGAUCAUCUAUGGGCUCCAUAUGAUCUAUACCGUUCAUCAAGACAUUCGUUAGAAGAGUAGAGGGCAAAAAGACAAAAACAUUUUAAACCAUGGCACAUAAAUAGGAGAGGAGAAGAUAUACAACAAGAAAGCAGGGUUUUUUUUUAGCGACGAGAUCAAAUAGAGGCAAAAAAAUGUUCAUUACGAGUGAAAGAAAGUGUAAUGUUAACACAAUACAUUGUGCAUUUGAGAGCUCAGUGUGUGUUUCAGCACAAAAGAUGGUAUUAUCAUCAUCAUCAUCAUUUUUUUUUGUCACUCUCUUUGAUUCAACCUUUAGAAUAUUCCGCGUGUAAUGUACAUAGGUACAAACAAAAAUUGGAGGAUUCAAUUCAUUCCUUUUUUUUUUUUGUUUUAAAUUCAAAAUCUCUCUAGUAGUAACUGAUACUAGUAAAAAAACAGAGCAAAGAUUCAUCUAGAUUCUUUAGAAAUCAUCGAAAUUUCGAAACUUUAUCACAAAAACAAAACGAUCAAACACAGAAACAAGCUCCACCGUUUCGAAG